Messenger RNA from Gongylonema pulchrum, 144 nucleotides. The record is from the annotation of a GenBank genome assembly. Lineage: Eukaryota; Metazoa; Nematoda; Chromadorea; Rhabditida; Gongylonematidae.
AACAGUUUUUUACAAUCAAAUCGGCAUCAUGCGCAGUACUUCUCCGAUAUCGAUUUAUUCCGAUAUCCAUCAGGAUUCAAUUAUUUACGUUAUGCGAAAGCCGAUGAAAUGCGCUAUGAAGAAAGAAGGUUUGCCCUGAACUAG